Messenger RNA from Lates calcarifer (barramundi perch), 695 nucleotides. Its product is annotated as dual specificity protein phosphatase 19-like. The transcript is spliced from 2 exons. The record is from RefSeq and is a predicted model, not a curated record. NCBI's taxonomy places the organism in Eukaryota, Metazoa, Chordata, Actinopteri, Centropomidae. Bases 222 to 695 code for a protein of 157 amino acids. Gene Ontology annotation, cellular component: cytoplasm. Gene Ontology annotation, biological process: regulation of MAP kinase activity; protein dephosphorylation. Gene Ontology annotation, molecular function: JUN kinase phosphatase activity.
ACAACAGGACAGUUAAAACAGAGUGCAUGCAAGUGUAUAUGUAUGUAAACCUAACUAGCUAACUCACUGUCUCCACAGAAACAUUACACCUCUUGUUUACAUCAGCUAAAGAGUGAUAGGAAACCUGGCGUCAAAAACACAAAGCACACUGACUCUGUAGCUCUUGAAACACAGACUCAGUAUUUCAGUGUGUUCAGGGAAAACUGAGCUUUUAUUAAACAAUGACUCAGGCCUUUACUGCCUGGAUGUUGCUGUCAGGUGAUUCCUGUAUGGCUGUACUCUACUGUGGGAUUAUCAAGAUGAAGUCUCUUCCUCCUCCUCCUCUUCACCCUCAGGUGUCUCACAUCCUGAACGUGGCCUUCGGUGUGGAGAACGUGUUCCCUGACCUGUUCAUCUAUAAGACUGUCAGUAUCCUGGAUCAUCCUGAUGCUGAUCUGCUGCUUCACAUCCAGGACUGCUGUGACUUCAUCCAGCAGGCUCGCAGUGAGAAAGGUGUUGUGUUGGUGCACUGCAACGCCGGCGUGUCCCGGGCACCGGCUGUGGUAACUGGUUACCUGAUGUCAUGUGAUGGUCAGUCCUUCAAUGAUGCACUCUCACUGGUCAAAUCAGCUCGGCCCGCCUCCUCCCCCAACCCCGGGUUCCUGGAGCAACUGAAGGGCUGCAAAACGCUGAUGAUGAACGGAUCCAAACACUAA